Messenger RNA from Hipposideros armiger (great roundleaf bat), 3723 nucleotides. RefSeq names its product synaptophysin like 1 (gene SYPL1). Lineage: Eukaryota; Metazoa; Chordata; Mammalia; Chiroptera; Hipposideridae. Gene Ontology annotation, cellular component: synaptic vesicle membrane; synaptic vesicle. The record is from RefSeq and is a predicted model, not a curated record. The transcript has 5 exons. Bases 116 to 835 code for a protein of 239 amino acids.
GCCUCCCGCAGCUCGCCCCUCCUGCCCUUCCACGCCGCUGGGCUGCACUGUCUGGUCGGUCCCCCUCUGCCUCCGCCCCGCUGUCCUGAUUGUCUCUCCCUCCUUCCCUCAGAGGAUGUCCUCCUUCCAGCUCAACCUCAACCCGCUCAAGGAGCCGCUCGGCUUCAUCAAGGUCCUCGAGUGGAUUGCUUCUAUCUUUGCUUUUGCCACCUGUGGAGGUUUUAGGGGCAACACAGAAAUUCUAGUGAGUUGUCCUAAAAGUCAUGAAAAUAAAACGAUUACAGCUUCUUUUGGAUAUCCAUUCAGGUUGAAUCAAGCAUCGUUUAAGGCACUUCCAGAUGUAAAUGUGUGUGGUAUUGACUGGAAAACUCAAGUCCUUAUUGGUGAUUACUCUUCCUCUGCGCAAUUCUACGUGACGUUUGCAGUCUUUGUCUUCCUGUACUGCAUUGCUGCUCUUCUGCUCUAUGUUGGUUACACAAACCUGUAUCGGGAUAAUCGCAAACUUCCCAUGGUUGACUUCGUUGUGACUCUCGUAGUCACUUUCUUGUGGCUGGUGAGCACUUCAGCCUGGGCUAAAGCUCUUACAGACAUUAAAGUAGCCACAGGUCACAAUAUCGUCCAGGAGCUGGGGCCUUGUAAACAGGGAGUGACGUGUUCUUUUGUCUCUGUGACUAGUAUGGGAUCCCUAAAUGUAUCUGUGAUCUUCGGCUUUCUGAAUAUGAUACUUUGGGGAGGAAAUGCAUGGUUUGUGUACAAGGAGACCAGCUUACACAGUCCAUCGAAUACUUCUGCUUCCCACACCCAAGGAGGUCUUCCACCUCCUACCGGAAUGUAAUUAAAGGGAGAAGUCCGCUGUAUGAAAUACAUCUAUACUAUGACUUGUUGCCAACAUCUUGAGAAGCAUUAUUUGUUUCUAAUAAAAGUAAUGUUUUUUUCAGUAAAUUGGUGGGUUUAAAAUUUUGCUGCUUUUUUACAUAAAGCCUGUGCCUUUCUGGGAAAUUUAAGAUGUAAAUGUAUUCUCACAUGUAAAUUUGAAAAUUCAGGGGCCUAUUAUGAGAUGAUACACAUUUUUAAAUGAAUGGUCAUUUCUUCACUAAGUUGUUUGCCUUCCAAAGUGUUUACACCUUAAGCCUUAACAUAUAUUAUCACUCAGAAAAGAGUUAUAUUGUCAUAUCAUAAUAGGAAGAAAAUCUCUAUUUGGAAUAUACACUUCUGUAAGUUUGUACAGAUCAUAUACCUAAAACCUGUCUUUAAGAAAGCCUUGAUUACAUAAAUCAUAUUUAGAAAAAACAUUGAGCUCAGAAUUUAUAUCUGAACAUUAUUUAUAUGUUAUGAAAAAUUUUUAAUGGCAAAGACUGGGUGUAUGUUUUAUUUCUGUUUUUCUAAAUGGCCUACAGUAGUACUUAAUCGGUGUGCUAAAGUUGUUUUGGGAGCAGGGUUAAAAAAUUCUGAUAGAUGUAUAGUAAAUUUAGAAAUUCUGUCUCAUGACCAGCUUCCAUUAUGCUGGUUGUUGAAUAGACUUGCUGUGUAAGUAGAAAGAACAUGUUCAAUUAGAUGUUUUGAUAUGUACGGGCAUUACUCUUAGUGAUAGUUGUUUGCUGUCCUUUGUUGGUCUUACCACUGAAGUGCCGGCUGAGACCUAAGUCUCCUUGCAAGUAGAGUAAAAUAUAAUCCACCUUUUUUUUUGCAGACCCUAUUCAGAAAGUUUAAAAAAAUUAAGAUUGCAUUUUAUUUUUGAAACAUUUGACACUUCGAUUCAAUGAAGUUGCUAUUUUGAGUUUAGCAUUGAUAUUGUGAAAAUAAAUGAGAUUCGGAUUUCAUGUUUUUUAAUGUUCAUUUUUAUUUCACAAAUGGAUGAUUAAGGAAUUAUGCAUCAUAAACUGGGAACCUAAGUGAGCUUUAUUAUGGGUGUACUGUCUUUGCACACACAUUAGGCAUGUUCUGAGUACAGGGCUUAUUCACAUUUAGCUUUCUAAUGUUUUGUACAGAGCCAGAUAUCCUACUCUUAACCACAUGAUUGUAUGUGAAGCACAUCUUGCUAGUGCCUUAUUUGUGUUGAUUUUGUUCAUGACAAGAAUUGUCAGUAUGAGAAUGUAUAUCUUAUGCAACCAACUUAAUAAAGAAGUUAAAAGAAAGAGUGCACUGAUUGUUAUAUUACAAGGAAUCCUUCAUCUUAAAGGCAGGAGCAAUGCAAAAUGGAAUUAAUUUCCCAAGAAAGAAAUAGAAUAUCACAAUAGUUCUUUUAAAUGUUUGGCAAGGAAUAAAAGAAACAGAAAAUGCUUUGGAGACUGUGGUUCUAUCCUUUUUUUCUUUCAAUCUUAUUUUUAAAAAUGCUUGUUUGUAACUUUCAGGUUGUUUUCCUGUAAACCUUUUCUAAUUGUCCAUUUGGUUAAGCACAGUCAUUCUUGAUUAAGGGUGUAUGUUCUGAAGCCAAGCUGUCUGAAUUUGAAUCUUGGCUUCAUUACUUAACUAGCUAACUUGAGGCAAAUUGCUUACCCUCUGGUAUGCCUCAAUUUACUUAUCUGAAAAAUCUGAAUAAGAAUACUACUGACCCCUCAGUAUUUGUGAGGCUGAAGUGAGUUAAAAAAAAAGUCCUUAGAAACAGUGUUCAGCAUAUAGGAGGCACUUUAUAAAUGUUGACUGUGAUUACUAACUUUUGAUAGUAUGUAAUAUAGGGACUCUUAACCUGGAGUCCAUGGGGCUGGAACGGGAAGGGUUGUGGUCUUGGGCAGAGGCAGGGUGAGCUGCAGGAUUACAUGGGUCUCCCUUUAAAUUCCUCCAAGACUCCGGGAUGUUUUUGGUAUUUGCUUUUCUGUUGGUGGUAAAUGUACAUAAAAUUAAUGACAUUAAAAGUAGCUAAUGAGAUUACAGCAGAUCUAGAAAGGAGUUUAUUCUGUUGCCUUUUCAUUCCCGGAUUUUGAGUCAACAUUACAGGGUUAAGCAAUUUAUGGGAAUAUAGUUUCUAGGUGACAGGUUAUUUAUAAACAGCAUCAUUAUUACUGAUUUUGUGAAUUGAAGUCACUUGGAUAAGAUACUUAAAGUAAUUAUUAACCUGCUGUAAAUGUUAAGGACAGUAUUGCUUAUUAUGUACUUUGUUUCACAAUUCGUAAAUUCUUAAUUACGUGGUAUUUCAGAGGCAACUAUAAACAAUAAUAUAACCAAGUACCCACCACUAAGUUGAACUGAUGUUAACAUUUUGUUCUCUGCGUCAGAUUUGCUUUGGUUUUGUCUUUUUAAGAAAACAGAUACAGCCUUUUUCUUACUGAAGUACAGCUGGAUUUUUCUCACCUUUCACUAUUGCAAAUAGCACUGAAAUAUUUUUGUGAAAUAUGUGAAGGCUUCUCUAGGAAUACCACUAGAAGUGGAACUGUUAGAAUGUCAGAUAUUUACAUUUCAUUUGUAACUCAGAUAUUAUAAAAUUGUUUCUAAUAAAGUGCUUGUACCAAUUUAGUCUCCCACCAAUAUGUAACAGUCCCUUUGGCCCCAUAUCCUUGCCAAUAUUUGAUGUUAUUGGAUUACUGCCAAUCUGAUGGGUUUGAAAUCGUAUUUUGAUGUUUUUUAAUUUGUAUUAUUCUGAUUGCUAUUGAGAUUAGAGAUCUUUUUCUGUACUUAUUGGCCACAUAGGUUUCCCAUACUCUGUAUUGCCUAGUCAACAUCCUUCAUGGUUUGUGCUUUUUGUGUCUUAAGAAAUCUUUCUCAAUGUCAUAAAGAUAUGUAUCUCUG